AUGACUGUGGCUCCGAUCCGUUGUCUGUUCAAAGAGUUGGAAAUACACACUGACGUCGAUUCCGACGAAAAUCUGAGGCCAUGCAACCAAGAGGCCAUUCAAGCUUGUCAACGGAGUGUGGAGAGAUUUCGUCAACGGUACAAUUUCGACCUAGUCCGCAUGAGUCCGUUGAAGCCGUGUGAUUGUUGGGAUAAAGAGAAUGGAAACGGGACUAAACCGGAAUUCGGUUCACGACGAUGUGUUUCGUGCGGAUCGUUCAAUGACUGGACUGACGGGGAUACAACAUGUGGCAUGUGGAAUUGGACUUCUGUGUGUGUGGAACAAGAAUAUGUUCCACAAUUUUAUCAUAGCGUACGAUCCUGUUCGGAGAGUUGCCUGAAAUCGGUCCCCACCAAAACGGAUUCCAGACCGGAUAUACCACAAACACCAACGAAACCGCAGUGCUCUAGAACAAGUUCGAUCAAAUCGACUUCGAAAACCAGUGUUUUCUCAUUGGAACAAGAGCAGUCUAAAACGAAUCCUGCCAAACUAACAACACCCUCGGUUGUGCAUCUUUGGUGCGCCCGUAUACGUCGUCGUUCAACCUACACCAAUGAAUCGGAUAUACAAAAAAAGAAUAAGUCCAUUGGACAUUCCGUCGGUCAGGAUGACACAUGCCCAACGUCCUCAUAUGUGCCAGUUUGCCCUUCGGAUGCUGCCCCGACUCACGGUGAUUCGUCCUCGUGUCAGGUUGAAACAAAACGAAAAAAUCCAGAUCAGAUUGAAGUGACCAAAUCACAUCCCACUUUGUCAGAAGGUUUCACACGCUGGCCCAGUGGAGGAACUGUACGUCAAAUUAAAUUGCCAGGUAAGUUCAAAAUACACAUUACUAACUUUUGCUCGACUCGAACCGAUGGAUUUAAGAUUGUAUUCUUAACGGGAUCAAAUACAUUCGAUAGAUCAGCUAAAUGGUACUAUUCCUAA
Molecule: messenger RNA, 963 nt
Organism: Echinostoma caproni
Lineage: Eukaryota; Metazoa; Platyhelminthes; Trematoda; Plagiorchiida; Echinostomatidae
Source: the annotation of a GenBank genome assembly